Bradysia coprophila is the source of this 2291-nucleotide messenger RNA. RefSeq names its product plastin-2 fimbrin (gene Fim). Lineage: Eukaryota; Metazoa; Arthropoda; Insecta; Diptera; Sciaridae. The record is from RefSeq and is a predicted model, not a curated record. Gene Ontology annotation, biological process: actin filament bundle assembly; actin filament network formation. Gene Ontology annotation, molecular function: actin filament binding; calcium ion binding. Gene Ontology annotation, cellular component: actin filament; actin filament bundle; cytoplasm.
UACAAGCCUCUAGUACUCGUCGGCCGCAUACAAAAGUUGUUGUCAAAAUCUUAUUGUAUACACGUAUAUGAUAUUGUACACUGUGAAUAUCGUCAACUUGGAGUUAAAUCCAGUGUUUAAAAAGUAAAAUUGUUUUGUAAUUUCUUUUAAAAUUUGGUGAAUGUGAAGCGUUGCAAUUGAAUUGUAAUCGAAAUAAGCGAAUUAGUCAAAAGAUACAGUGAAAUUUAACGAAUUACGAACGAAAAACAAUUAAUCGGUAAAGAUGGCUACCAAUAAUGUUGUGAAUUCGUUUAAGAAAUUAACAGUUGAAGAACGGGCAGAAAUGAAAGAAAAAUUUGCUGAUAUUGACAAAAACAACGACGGAUACAUUGAAUUAAAGGAAUUGAAAGAUGCUCUCGAUCUCGUCGGUUUCAAAUUACCCGGCUAUCAAGUUCGCGAAAUGAUAUCCGAGUAUACAAACAAACAACGAUCGAACAAUCCCGGAAAGCUGUCCUACGAAGAAUUCGAAACGCUAUGUUUCGAUCUGAAAGCAAAGGAUGUGGCCAGCACAUUCAAAACGGUUGUAUCGAAAAAAGAAAACCUUGAGACAAUUGGUGGCAUGUCAAGUCAAUCGGCAGAAGGCACAACACAUUCGGUGAGAAUGGAAGAACAGCUCGCCUUUUCCGAUUGGAUCAACUCAAAUAUUGGCCAUGACGUUGACUUAAGUCAUUUGUUACCCAUUGACGGCGAAGGACGCGAAUUAUAUGCCAAAAUCAAAGAUGGAAUAUUACUGUGUAAAAUCAUCAACCAUUCCUGUCCGGACACGAUCGACGAACGAGCUAUAAAUAAGAAAAAUUUAACGGUCUACCGUGAAUUCGAGAAUUUGACAUUAGCGCUGGUAUCAUCACAAGCCAUCGGAUGUAAUAUAGUCAACAUUGAUGCUCACGAUCUAGCCAAAGGGAAACCGCAUUUGGUGUUGGGACUGCUGUGGCAAAUUAUUCGAAUCGGUCUCUUCAGUCAUAUCACGCUGGAUAGUUGCCCCGGUCUGGCCACGUUGUUAUUCGAUGGUGAACGGUUGGAGGAUUUAAUGAAAUUGUCGCCGGAAGCGAUAUUACUGCGAUGGGUAAACCAUCACUUGGCAAACGCUGGCAUUUCCCGAAGGUGUACAAACUUCCAAAGCGAUAUUGUCGAUUCGGAAGUGUAUUCCCACUUGUUGAAACAGAUUGCACCGAAUGAAGCAGGGGUAUCGCUGGAAGCGUUGAGGGAACGUGAUAUGACUGAACGUGCGGAAAUAAUGCUGCAACAAGCUGGCAAAUUGAAUUGCAGAAGUUUUCUGACUCCCCAAGAUGUGGUCAAUGGUGUCUACAAAUUGAAUUUGGCCUUCGUCGCAAAUCUGUUUAACAAUCAUCCCGGCCUUAACAAGCCGGACCAAAUCGAGGGCUUAGAGGCGAUCGAAGAAACUCGCGAAGAGAAAACAUACCGAAACUGGAUGAAUUCGAUGGGUGUCUCACCUCACAUCAAUUGGCUGUAUUCCGAUUUGGCCGACGGUUUAGUCAUCUUCCAAUUAUUUGACAUUAUCAAGCCAGGAAUCGUAAAUUGGAAACAGGUCCACAAGCGAUUCACACCAAUGCGAAAGUUUAUGGAAAAAUUGGAAAACUGUAAUUACGCCGUAGAAUUAGGCAAGCAACUAAAAUUUUCGUUGGUCGGCAUUGCCGGACAAGAUUUAAGCGAAGGAAAUGCUACUCUUACUCUAGCUCUCAUCUGGCAGUUGAUGCGUGCAUACACUCUAUCCGUUCUGUCCCGUUUAGCCAACACUGGCAGUCCAAUAAUUGAAAAGGAAAUUGUUGGAUGGGUUAACAAAAAAUUGGAAAAUGCAGGAAAAACGACAAGCUUAAGAAACUUCCAAGAUUCAGCUAUCGCAGAUGGAAGAAUCGUCAUCGAUUUAGUAGAUUCGAUCAAGCCAGGAUCCGUCAAUUACGAUCUUGUUAAAAGUAAUGGAACGGAAGAGGAUAAUCACGCCAAUGCAAAAUAUGCGAUUUCAAUGGCAAGAAAGAUCGGUGCUAGAGUCUAUGCCCUACCAGAGGAUAUAACAGAAGUCAAACCGAAAAUGGUAAUGACAGUGUUUGCUUGCCUAAUGGCUAUGGAUUACAUUCCAAACAUGGAUGCCGUACAAAAUAACAUACAUCAAUAAGACAGAGAUAGAGAGAGAGAGAAAGUUUGUAUCUAUAUAUAAAGUCAAUUUUCUAAUGGUAAUACAGAAUACCGAAGCUCCGAAUUUUUUUUUUUUAAAUAAAACCGUUUCAAAAACUACA